AUGUCGUUUUAUCAACUAGCUAUCUGGGUUACUUCAGUGCUUUUUGCUCAAUGCGUAAUCAUACAUACUCCAAAUGGCGAUAUUUUCGGAACAACAUCCGGUAAUGUUGUUGAUACUUACCUAGGUAUUCGCUAUGGUGAAAUUUCAACACGUUGGUCACUAGCGCGUCUACCUCAGCCAUGGGCUGGUAUUAUUAACGCUACACAAUUCGGUUCUAUUUGUCAUCAAUCAGGCCCGUUUAAGCUACCAGUACCAACACCAGAAAGUGAAGAUUGUUUGUUCCUGAAUAUUUGGGUGCCAAAGAAUGGUAGUCAGCCAUUACCAGUUCGUGUUUGGCUGCACGGUGGUGGAUACACAGCAGGUUCAAGUAAUGAUUAUGACAGUGGGAAUCUUGCUGUAUUUUCUCAGUCAAUAAUCAUUACUUUGAAUUAUCGUCUUGGAGUAUUUGGUUUUUUCCCAUUACCAAAUGUUCGUCCUCGUAAUUUGGGUUGGAUUGACCAACAGCUAGCUUUGCAAUGGAUUCAAGAAAAUAUCCCGUCGUUUGGUGGUGAUAAAACAAAUAUUAUGCUCUUCGGUCAAUCAGCAGGUGGAGGCUCCUCUAUUGCUCAUCUUCUGAUGGAGUCCAGUUGGUCAUUGUAUUCGUCUGUUGUAUUACAGUCAUCUGGACCUUUCCGAUUAGCCAAUUGUGUGGAAAGUGAAGAGAUCAAUUGGAGAAUUCUGAACACUACUUUUCCUGAAUGUCAGUCAAACUUAUCUUGUUUUCAGCAAUUGAACGGAUCGCGAUUCUACGAAGAAUUGAAAAUCAAUUGGGCAACGUUGUGGCCGUGUAUCGGUGAAACGUCUCAGUUAUCUGAUCAACCAUUGACAUUAAUUCGCAAAGGAUUAUUCAACAAAAAGGCAAAUGUUCUCGGUGGAUUCAAUUCUAACGAAGGUGAAAGUGCCACAUUCAUAUUCAAUAGUAAUGAUAUGUCCGUUUCAUCGGCUAGAUAUCAACAGUUAGCCGAAGAGUUUCAAGUGCCGCAAGAGUUAGUUAAACGAUAUGAUCCGUCGGCAACUGAUCGGAAUUAUUUUAAAGCGUUCAGCUGGUUAAUCGGUGAUUAUUUAUCACACUGUGCAAAUAUUUAUCUCUUCAAUCAUCUUACAAAAUUGUCUCCAGCUUCUCUUUAUGCUUAUUUCUUCAUUCAUCCCACGGAAAACUGGGCCUUUUCACCAUUAAAUUUCAAUGCCACGCACAUCACCGAGAUUCCCUACGUAUUUCAUAAUCAAUUCGCACUAGCUGCACUAACACCACCCGAAGCCACCUUAUCCUUACAAAUGAUUAAAUAUUUUACAUUAUUUCAUCUCUCCGAACAACCGUGGCCAUCUUAUAAAUCCAAUCAAACGGUAUUUAUAUUCGAUGUUGGAAACAAUACUCGAAACACUCGGCGCGGUUUCGAACAGUCGUUUCUCGACCGAUGUCAAUUCGUGUUGAAAUAUCUCGACGAUGGUGAUUGUCAGGCGUACUUAACGGAACAAGAUUGCUUACAACUAGAUACUUGCCAAUGGGUAGAUAGUCAUUGUGGUGUAAAGCCGACGGCUUCUGCUUCGCAACAUCGUUUCCCCAGUUUUUUGUUCGUUUUUGUUUUCUUAUUUUUAUUAUAA
This is a messenger RNA of Adineta ricciae, 1641 nucleotides long. Lineage: Eukaryota; Metazoa; Rotifera; Eurotatoria; Adinetida; Adinetidae. The record is from the annotation of a GenBank genome assembly.